This is a messenger RNA of Labrus bergylta (ballan wrasse), 6190 nucleotides long. RefSeq names its product mitogen-activated protein kinase 8 interacting protein 1b (gene mapk8ip1b). Gene Ontology annotation, biological process: regulation of JNK cascade; JNK cascade. Gene Ontology annotation, cellular component: cytoplasm. Gene Ontology annotation, molecular function: JUN kinase binding; MAP kinase scaffold activity. The record is from RefSeq and is a predicted model, not a curated record. NCBI's taxonomy places the organism in Eukaryota, Metazoa, Chordata, Actinopteri, Labriformes, Labridae.
GGUUGUGUAGUAAAUCUGAUGCUUACCAGCCGGAGUAGACAUCAAAGAGAAAGAGAGAGGGGGAAGGUAGAGAGAGGAGCAUAUUAUAUAACACUACUCCUCUGUGGUAGAUUCAGCUCAUCUGCUUGAAAUAAUUUCCCCCCCCUUCUUGCUCUCGCUCUCCUCCGGAUGAUGAGCGGCAGCAGCAGGACUCUGAAACGGACGCUUUUCCCAUCGACCCGAACGAGCUGCACCCCUCCUCCUCCUCCUCCUCCUCUCCUCUCCUCCAGCUCUCUUACUGCCCGCUCCUCCCUCUCUCCCGCCCACCCAUCUUUCACUUUCUAACCCCUUCUGCUCCUUCUCUUCCUCAAUCCUCCUCCUCCUCUUCCUUCUCUUCUCUCCUGUCCUCUCGGCUGUGGAUGCCCUCCUCACUUACAUUAUGGACUCGGGAGGGGAAGGAGAAGAGGGCUGGAUGGAGGACCAGUGGGAGAAAUGGUUGACCCAUGACAUCAGCCUGGAUGAGUUUGAAGAUGACGACCUGUCCGAGAUUACGGAGAUCACAGACGAGUGCGGGAUGAGCCUCAACUGCAACGGCCCCGAUCUAAAGGGCCAUGUGAGGCGAGGAACCAAUAGCAUGUCGGGGAGGGCGGAACUUGGUGCUGUUGGCCAGCUCCAGGCGGAGAUGUUGCACUUGGAACUCAUCGACGGUGCUGACGGAUACCGCGGUGAGAAGGAGUCCUUGAAGGCGUCUGCCAUCACACCCCAGCCGCUCACCAAGGACCAGGCAGCACCUGUUACCAUGGAUACCUACCGGCCCAAGAGACCCACAACCCUUAACCUCAUCUCGAUCGUGCCGCGUACACAGGACACAUUGAACAAUAACUCCUUUGGGAAGAAAUACAGUUGGCAGGAGAAGGUUUCGGGGUCGUCCUCUCCUCUUAAAACAGGUGAGCUCACGCCUCCUCGUGAGCACAGCUGUCUGAGCGACGAGGACAAGGUGCAGGGUGGGGGAGCGCAGACCAAAGACAGGGGGACCUCCACCGACGCCCCCUGCAGGCACAGCCACACAUCUGGACACUCGCACGGAUCCUCCACAGCGGCUGCUACGCGCUCAAAGGUCUCCGAGAAGCCCCCCGCUCCACCUCCACCGCAGAACUAUACGCCAGCUCCUCUUUACCCAGCGGGGAAGGCGGAUGGAGGUGGAAACCACCGCGAGAGGAUCCGCUACCACACGGACGUUCAUUUAGAGCCCACAGAGGAGAUCUAUCUGACUCCUGUGCAGCGCUCUGCCGACCCCCUUGAACCCUCCAACUCACAGGACCGACCUUUCCUCUCACAGCAGACCGAGCAGGGACGCAUGUCCAUCAGCUCCGACACAGAGGGCCCGCCUCCUUACCAGCCCCUCCCAGACCGGACAAACCCCUCCAUCUUUGAGGAGGACGAGGUCUACGUCCCCCCGCCUUCCUAUGCUUCCUGUGUAGAGUCCCUCAUCACGCCGCCCAGCAUGGCUCGCUCCUCCCUCGCACUGGACCUCAGCCUGAAGGGUGCGGGAACAGGGGCCGGGGUCAUGCUAAGAGGCGGGUCAUCAGUGGAGUAUGUGGAUGCUACAGAUGACAGCUACUGCGGGGAGGAGGACGAGGAUGUGGACAGGAUAAUAAUGGAUGUAAAGAUGAGGAAGGGUGGAGGAAAGGGGGAUGGCGUCGGAGGCAGAGGCGCCCCUCCGAGGACUUCUAUGAGCUCGGAGGCCAGCGGGCUCUCCUAUGACUCAGUCAAAUACACACUGGUGGUGGACGAGCACGCUCAGUUGGAACUGGUCAGCCUCCGGCAGUGUUACCAAGGCUACAGUGACGACAGUGACUCGGCUACCGUUUAUGACAACUGCGUCUCGUCUCCCUACGAGUCGGCCAUCGGGGAGGAGUACGAGGAGGAGGGGGAGGAGGAGGAGGAGGAGGAGGAAGAGGACGAGGAGGAUGAGGAGGAGGACAGCUCUCGGAUAGGAGGAGUGAGGAGAGAGGCCACAGCGUGUCUGUCAGAGGACUCGACUCCAGAGGUGGACCUGCACUUCUCCAAGAAGUUCCUCAACGUGUUCAUGAACGGGCGUUCUCGCUCUUCCAGUGCAGAGUCCUUCGGCUUGUACUCGUGUGUCAUAAACGGAGAGGAGAGGGAUCAGAGCCACAGAGCUGUGUACAGGUUCGUCCCUCGACAUGACGAUGAGCUGGAGCUGGAGGUGGAUGAUCCGCUGCUGGUGGAGGUGCAGUCAGAGGAUUACUGGUACGAGGGCUACAACAUGCGGACCGGCGCCCGCGGCAUCUUCCCGGCUUACUACGCGAUAGAGGUGGCCAAAGACUCCGACAGCGAAAAAGAAGUGAAAAGCAGCGAGUGGAUGGACAGAUACAGGCUGAAGUUCCUGGGCUCAGUUCAAGUGCCCUUCCACAAAGGAAACGAUGUUCUGUGUGCAGCUAUGCAGAAGAUUGCCACCAACAGAAGAAUGACGGUGAAGUACAACCCGCCUUCCUCCUGCAUCCUUGAGAUCAGCGUGAAAGGCAUCAAGCUCGCAGUUCAGGAGGAUUAUUACGCCUGUGACAGAAGCAACGAGUGCAAUCACUUCUUCCAGCUAAAGAACGUCUCUUUCUGCGGAUAUCACCCCAAAAACAGCAAAUAUUUUGGUUUCAUUACAAAGCAUCCAGCAGACCAGAGAUUUGCCUGCCAUGUGUUUGUGUCUGAAGACUCCACCAAACCUUUAGCAGAGUCAGUAGGGAAAGCGUUCCAGAUUUACUACAAAGAGUUUGUGGAGUUCUCGUGCCCCACAGAGGACAUCUACCUGGAAUAACCCCGCCCUGCCUUCAACCACAGCCCUGUACAGUACACUGUAUCAUAACAUAAUUCUGCAUGAAGGACAGAUAUAUCUACAGAUUCAAUUAAAAAAAAAAAAGACAAACUGAAAAAAUUAACACUUCUGACAAACAAGAAAGCAAAGGACGAUAAAGUACUGGAACUGUGGUCUGCUCAGAAAGAAGAGAGAGAGAGAGAGAGAGAGAGAGAAAAAAUGAGCCAAAGGAGGAGCGUUGUGAGGAAAGAAAUUAUGCAAAAAUGGAGUCAGUGAUGAAGUGGUCCAAGGCUGCCUAUGGAAAGCACAAACAUUGUAUCACCACAGCCUCGACAGCGCAAGCGAGCGAGUUAGCCUGUAGCAUCGUCUCAGAGAAUGAAAGACUGAAAGCCCAGGAGCCGUACCGGACCGAACCAGCCUGUACCUACACUUUAUUAAAAGACAAAACAGCAGCUGAGAUGUGAAAAAAUAACAACAUCAUUAGUGUUCGUUGACCUUUUAAUAUCAAAGGUCAACGCACAAGGGAGGUGUAUAUUUACUAAACAACAUCCUCACACUGAAAAUGUACACUUAGUAAAACAGAUCCAUGUAGGAACAGUGGAUUGUAUCCUAAUAGCACACCUGAUAUGAAGGUGAGAUUCUCAUUCUCAGUGGAAACAAUAACACCCUAAAACACUCCAGCUGCAAGUGAUGCUUUUUGCAUUUUGGGGUCUCUUGUUGUAAAAUCUUAACAAUUUCAUCAGAUACAGCAAAAAAUAUUGAAUAUUUGAGGACAAUUUUACAGGAAACAUCAGGUGUCGGUGUCCUUAAGGCUCCAAACACAUGAUCUGUGGUACGAGUUGUGCUCACUGCAAGCUGCUGCUCAAAGUAUUAUACAAAGAAACAGGUGCAGCAUAGGUUUGUGGCAAUAUUAAUGCAAACAAAAAGUUCCAAACAGGAGCUUUCAAGUAUAAACUUUUUGUUGAAUUGUAAAAAGAAAAUGUCAAUACUUUUUGGAAAAUUGCUGAAUUAAUCAGCUCUGUCUAUGAUAAACUACAUAACUGGUGUAUGAAACCUUGAGACAGGCAGACGUGUGGCAAAGUGUGACUUGGUAGGUUGUGCAAAAUUUCGAAAUCAGCAAAAGCGAACAGAUAGAAAGCAGCUCUGAAACUGAUCAUAUGUCGACGUCUUCAGAAUAAUAGACCCACCAACCUUUCCACAGUCAGACAGGAAAGACUUUAAAGAUAGAGACAAGUAACAUCUUGUUCCUGAAAUGCAUUCAGCAUCACUUUGUGCUCAACAAAAACCAAACGUUGUGACGCUGAAUUGAGAGAACUGAGUGUGGAUUUCUCCUUUUAGAACUUUCUGCAGCUUCUUUUGGUACAGUAGUGCUACGCUAUACCGCCCCAUCACAGUAAAGCCUUAGUUCCCUAAUUCUGAGACACACUACGCUUAUUCACCGUGUCUAAGUGAAGAAGAUGUUGAAUAUUUAGAGAGAGAAAAAAAAACAUCUCUUUGGCUCUUAAAAGGUAAAAGAAGAUGCCUGAAAUGCAAAGUCUACGCCAUGGUGGUGUUCUAGAAACGUGCUCCUCUUGCUUUCCACAUUGCGAAACAUCAGAUGCUCUCAGCGGGGCAGAAAGAAGACGAUAAGGCAGAUGUUUUUGUUGCAGUAGGUACAGCACAGGGAGCAAAAAGCAAAACUCUGGUGUCUUCAUAUCUUCACUAGUAGUGCCUCUUCUUCAUCACAUCAUCGUGACCUUCCUCAGUCGCCAUCAUCACAACAUUGAGAGGAGCUGCCAUUGAGUGUGUGUUGAGUUUUACGAGUUUGAAUGCUAAUAGGGAUGUAGGAGUAUGUUUGGUGUGACCUGUGCUCUUUCCACCACAAGAAGAAAAUGCUGUUCCGUACCUGUGGUGCACAUUCAUAUUCGUAUUGAUGUGCCUGUGAAGCUGUGCAAAUGUGGACUCUCAGUAGGAAGCUUAAUCAAACAAAGACGGAAAGAUAAAAGGAAAUAAUGUUCCACUUCCUCCGAGAUGAUUACAUGGCUCAUCGCUGCCCCCCCAUGGAGAUAAUGCACAUUUUCUGUAAAUAGACUUUGAGAGUGUACGCAUUCACCCUGCAGGAAGUAUUAGAAAUAAUUUCCAGAUUACUUUAGUGAACAGCCAAAAAAUAUACUGCACAUUGGUCUACACGUACAUGUCCUAUAAAAGAGGAUAAACUAAAGUUGAAAUAUUUUGCUAAUGGCUUUAACUGUGACAGAUUUUAGAGGCUGUUGCAGCACCCGCUUCUCUUCUACUGACUGUGUGCUUUUCAAAAUGCAUCAAUGCUGGAUCCUUUAUCACGUAAUUAGAGAUGGGACCGAUCUGAUUUAAUAUCUGGUCAGAUAGUGACGUAAUUUACAUGUCAUAUAUCGGACUGACGGAGCCGAUCCACGUCACAGAUUAAGAAAGAUCUUGCUUUAAAGAAUAAUAAAAAGUCAAAUUCUUACACUUCAGUUUAAAAUGUUUAAUUUGAAAGCCUUACAGUUGUUGCUGCCUCCUGUUUGAAUGUGAAGCCAGCAAGAUGUUCAAAUACAUUUAUUUGGAAAAAUUCUAAUCUUUACGCAUUAAUAAAAAAAUGCAAUGUGUAGCCUCAAACAUAAUACCAACAAUAUGAAUAACUAUAUUAAUAAUGAUUUAAAAGGAAUAUCGGAAUUAGUAUUGGUGCACAUUGGUUGCACCACCUCAACUACAACCGUCAUCUUAGUCAGAUGCUUUUUUAGAGCAAGGAUGCAAUCAACAGAAACAGGAAACCAAAGUUCUGCCACAUGUUUGAAUCAUCCUGGGUGCAGCACAGGUACAGAACAUGCUUAUGCUUUCCACAGUGGAAAACAAGCAAGAAGUGAGCUUCCCUCAUCUUUUGCCCCCAACCCACACACACACACACACACACACACACACACACACACACACACACACACUAAUUUCUAACACAUUUUUUAUGUGCUCUAUAUUUAACAGAAGAAAAAUGUCUGAAAAAGAGAAAAUGAUCAAUGAAGAGUUUGUAAAUUGUCAUUCAGCCAUGUCACCACUCCCCAUAGUUUGCUCCUUUCAGUAUAAGAAUCAUGAACAUACGAACCAGUUGUCUGCUGUUGCUGAUCGAAGCCAUCGUGUUUUCAUCAAGAGAAAGACCCAACUUUUUUCUAUGAGUUCCCCCCUCAGAAGGCCAAUCGCCACACAGGACACAAUGUAAAGAAGUGGGAACUAUACAAAGGGUGUAUAGAAAUGCCAUAUAUAAAUAAAUAAUUUAAUAUCUGUAAUUAUAAAUAUGACAUUGUAUUGAUUCGACAUGUAGUAUGUGACAUUUCUCUUUUAUUUUGGAAUUUUUUUAGGUGUGAAUUUUUCUUUAUUUAAAAACUUUAAUGCAGA